ACACAACCGAAGGUGCCAUCCAUACAGAGGUUUGUCUCGCCAUUUGUCGACCACCAAGUCACCAAGCAAACAUCUCAAGUCAAUCCGAUCCGACAUCGCAUGAAACUGAUGCACAAUCGAAUGGUCAUCAUCCGCUGCUGCUAUUUAUAAAUGCUGUGUUAUUGAAGCCAUACCCCGCACACUUCCUUAAGGAAGAUAAAAAAAGAGAACCUCUUUCUGUCAAGCUAAAGAGCUGCAAUCGAAUUCCCGUUUUUAUCAUAUUACAUCUUUUCCUCCAAAGUCAUCAAGGACAGUCAUACGCCUCUCGUCAUUAAAUAUUUCACUUCAGGAUAUACUCCAUUUAACAUUCUGCUAAGGAUCACAUCUUGUGUUAACACUUAGAGUUUCAUGUUUAAUCUUAAUAAUAGUCUGUCUAUAAGCGCAGUGUACCCCUGUUCGGUACCAUGGACUAUAAAUUAUCCGUUUCAUUCCCCUUUUUACGCUAAACUGUAUUACCUACUGAUUUCUUCCAGGGGAACUUCCCUACCCAAACUAUACAUCACAAUGAGCAUAUUGCAUCUUGGUUGGAUAUCAAUUGAGCGUACAUAUUAGGUGUUUGAAGGGGACGUCUGACUGGCUAAUUACAGGGAGUUAAACCUAAUAUCGAACUACCCCCGAAGUAAUAGGAAGAGACCAAUUGCACCAAUAACUGACCUAUCGUGUCAUCUCGAUUCUUCACUCCGCCUCGCACAUCAAACAACAGUAUACUGUGUGACAACUGACAGUCCGACUGCACAACCACAGAUCGCAAUAUGUCUUCUCCUAUUUCUGCCCUGGUUAUCCUGGUUCUAACAGUGAUAACCGGUAUCGUGGGUUCGCCAUUAAGAAGUGAGAAAGACAGAUGGCUCGAGGCGAUGGGUCUAGCUGAUUCUCCAGGAAUCUAUGUAGGACCAGGUCCCGUUGACCUAGAAUCCAGUGGUGACUUCGGAAGCAUACUCGGCAGUUUACAAGGCAGCGGUGAUAAUCCAUCAGAACCAGUUAAGCAAGAAGGAUUUGAUCUCACUGAUAUUUUGAUCGCAGUGGACCAUGAAACAGAUCCAGUUUCCUUUAUUCCAUCAAGUGAAAGCAGCAGUAGCACCAGUAGCAGUAGCAGCAUGAGCAGCAGCAUUAUCGAGGCAUCUUUGAGCGAAUAUGAUGGUAUUGACUCCGAAGAGGAGGUCCACAUCGAGGAGUCUACGAACAACAAAUAUGAUGGCGACAACGAGCUCGGGACUGGAGCUAUUGACGGCCACAACCAGAACACCUUUGAUAACAACAUGCCAUUCCACCCAAACGCUAUACCCGAUGCCUUCCAGAAUGGCGCUAACGCUGAACUUGGACCUGAUAAGGAGAUCAACAAGAUUUCCACACGGGCAAAGGCUAAUCCUAAUCCAAAGGGAGUGAAGCCACACCCCAACAUAGCCGGAGAGAGGGAAAAGUCGGCUGUUGCAGGGAAGGGGAACGCACCCCCAAAUGUCCUGAAGUACACGGCUGUAAUAGGUGUUGUAAUGGUUGCUGUGGCUGUCGGCAUGGGGGCUCUAUUGAGUGCGAUAGGACUUGGAGCCGUAAGACUUAUCAAAAGAGUUCGGAAACCUAAGGCAGAGGAGGCAUGAUAAUCGCGUCAAUCUUUCUUGAACAGUAUUCACUUUUUAUUUUUUUAAAUAAAUAAAGCUGCGUUGAUAACGAUGUAUUUCACUUUGUAAUGGAUUCUUUUUUUUUUUUUUACUUCCGAACGUUAUAAAGCAAUCCCCUAUAUACCACCGUCAAUUAGAUAAAAAAAAAACGUCGGAUGUAUUUGUAUGACGGCCUCUUUGCUCGCCUAAAUUCAUUUUCUGCUACAAAGAAUUAGUUAUCAUAAAGUACACUAAUUACAUUCACAAGGUGGGAGGCGUCAAUGAAAAAGGAAAAUAUAUCUGUAUUAGACCUGCUACGUAAAACUUUUAUCUUAGGCAACACUAAAGCAUGCCUGAGUCACAAAGCUAUAUCCGAAAAUUUACAUGAGAAUUCGAGAAGUAAUUUUUUCCAAAUACUCAACAUUUAAGUGCCUUAACGUAAAAAAAGAAGAGAUAUUGAUACUCAUAAAAUGUAAUAAUUUUAAUUGGGGUACAUCAAAUAUAUCUCGAAUAUCAAUAUAUUUUUUCGUUGUCAUGUCGCGAGUGUAUUACCAAUCAUUAACAUGACAAAUUAAUGGAAAUGGAUUUCAUAUGAAUACCUCAUGUUAACCAACGUCUGUACAUAGUUUUUCAUUCAUUCUGCCGUUUCUUUUCUAUAUACAAUAAUAUAAAUGUUUGUUAUUAUUGCUUCAUACAGCUAUGAUGAAUACAAGAUGCAAAUAAAUGUUAUUUUCCCUCAUCAUACUAAAAAAUCCGGAGUAUGCUACAGCUUGUAUAUCAUAUCCCACCCAAGAUUCAUGAUUUCAUAAGUGGCUCUGAUAUCAAUGCACAUUCAACCUAAGACUCAUUAUAGUAUUUUACUUUGUUGAAUAGCAUAUGAACCUGUCUAUCUCUAAUCAUGGAAAAAUGAAAUCAUGUUUAAUUGACGUAUUUAAAAUCAAUUAUUCCUUUAAUAUUUUCGAAAUUAAUUGAUUUUCCUAAUCUUGUAAAUUUUUGUCUCAUGAUUAAGGAAAUGGAUUUAAAAAAGUAAAAAAGAAAUGGCAUGUAUUUUAUAAUGCAUCUUAAAUAAAGUGAAAAAUAAGUUUUCUAAUUUGUAGCAAUAAAACUGUGUGCAUAAACUAUACAGUAUUUAAAGACAAACAAACGAAGCCAAUGAUAUUGUCAAUACUACCAUUAAUCCACUGUUAUCAUAAUCCUCAUUAUUUUCACUUUCACUAUCAAUCUAUUUGAUUCAGCUGUAAGAUCUACAAAUUACAUGAUAUUCAUGAGUAUGUGCAUCAAUAUCUACAAUAUUUUCAUGUAAAUAGUGUACAAAUUGCAUUUUCUAAUAAGUAUGGAUGACUCAUUAUUAUGUUGAACACCUUUGUAGCAUAGAUUAAACAUGAACUAAUUGUUUUUGCAAAAAAAAAAAUCUUACUUAAUGUUAUGUUUUCGUGUGCACUUUAUACAAUUGUACGAAUUUGCCGUGUUAAAAAGCUUCUAAAUAAAAAAAUAAUGUCUUCUUUUAUAAUAAAAUUGAAUAAUC
Lytechinus variegatus (green sea urchin) is the source of this 3156-nucleotide messenger RNA. RefSeq lists its product as uncharacterized. Bases 792 to 1631 code for a protein of 279 amino acids. The transcript has 2 exons. The record is from RefSeq and is a predicted model, not a curated record. Lineage: Eukaryota; Metazoa; Echinodermata; Echinoidea; Temnopleuroida; Toxopneustidae.